Megalobrama amblycephala (Wuchang bream) is the source of this 3093-nucleotide messenger RNA. It is a transcript of the gene gusb, whose product is annotated as glucuronidase, beta. The transcript is spliced from 12 exons. The coding region runs from base 63 to 2120 and encodes 685 amino acids. The record is from RefSeq and is a predicted model, not a curated record. Gene Ontology annotation, molecular function: carbohydrate binding; beta-glucuronidase activity. Lineage: Eukaryota; Metazoa; Chordata; Actinopteri; Cypriniformes; Xenocyprididae. Gene Ontology annotation, biological process: carbohydrate metabolic process; glucuronoside catabolic process.
CGUCACGCGCGUAGCGGAAGUGGAGAGACGCGUGUAAACAGACCGUUGACCAGCGCGUGAAGAUGGGCUCGGUGGUGAAGUGUGUGUUUCUGGCCGCUGUCUGCAGUGUGUGUCAGUCGCUGCAGGGCGGGAUGCUGUUUCCCAUUGACUCUCCCACCAGAGAAGUGAAGGAUGUGAGCGGCCUGUGGAGGUUCAGAGCGGAUCUUUCUCCUGAGCGGAACCGCGGCUUUCAGCAGGAGUGGUUCAAGCGUCCACUGGCGGAGACGGGUCCAGUGAUUGACAUGCCGGUGCCGUCCAGCUACAACGACAUCACACAAGAUUCCAAAAUCAGGGAUUUCAUUGGCUGGGUGUGGUAUGAGAAGGAAGUGUGGGUGCCCAACCGCUGGAUCCAGGACCAGGGAACACGGAUCAUGCUCCGAGUUGGAAGUGCGCACUAUUAUUCUGUGCUUUGGGUGAACGGGGUCAAGAUGACUGAACACGAGGGCGGACAUCUACCCUUUGAGGCGGACGUCGGCGGCGUCCUGCGUCAGAGCACCGGAAGCACAUGUCGAAUCACCAUUGCAGUGAACAACACUUUAACUCUAGAGACGCUUCCACCAGGAACCAUCCAGUACAUGAACGACCGCACCAGAUACCCCUCUGGUUACUUCAUUCAGAACAUUAACUUUGAUUUCUUCAACUAUGCUGGAAUACACCGAUCGGUCCUGCUGUACACGACACCAAAGGUGCACAUUGAUGACAUCACAGUGGAGACGACAUUCUCUGAUAACAUUGGGCUGGUCAGUUAUGAUGUGUCCGUGUUGGGCAGCUCUAAACCUGCUGUGAAAGUGACGCUCUCUGCAAAGGACGGCAGAUGCGUGGCUUCAGCUAAUGGCUCCAGAGGAGCGCUCAAAGUCACAGACGUCAACCUCUGGUGGCCGUACCUGAUGCACGAAAACCCAGGAUACCUUUACUCCAUGGAGGUUCAGGCCACAUCAGAGGAUGGACAGACGGACGUUUACACUCUUCCUGUGGGUAUUCGUACGGUUCAAGUCACCAGCACGCAGUUUCUCAUCAACAACAAGCCGUUCUACUUCCACGGGGUCAACAAGCACGAGGACGCAGACAUCCGGGGGAAAGGCUUCGACUGGCCUCUGAUCGUGAAGGAUUUUAACCUGAUGAAGUGGAUGGGAGCCAACUCCUUCCGCACCAGCCACUAUCCCUACGCCGAGGAGAUCCUGCAGAUGGCCGACCGUCACGGCAUCGUGGUUAUAGACGAGUGUCCUGGAGUGGGCAUCAGAGACAUAAGGAGUUUCGGGAACGCUUCUCUGGCUCAUCACCUGAUCGUCAUGGAGGAGUUGGUCAGACGUGAUAAAAACCAUGCCUCUGUGGUCAUGUGGUCUGUGGCCAAUGAGCCUGCAUCUGAAAUGCCGCCCGCGGGACUCUAUUUCAAGGAACUCGUGUCUCAUACGAAAUCUCUGGAUUCCUCCCGGCCGGUCACAUACAUCACAAACAGUAACUACGCCAGAGAUUUAGGGGCCCCGUAUGUGGACGUUAUUUGUGUAAACAGCUAUUUCUCGUGGUACCAUGACCCGGGUCACACAGAGGUCAUCGGUCUUCAGCUCACCACUCAGUUUGAUAACUGGUAUGGGAAAUACCAGAAGCCCAUAAUCCAGAGCGAGUACGGAGCGGACGCCGUGCCCGGCCUACACAGUGAUCCACCCAUGAUGUUCACAGAAGAGUAUCAGAAGACGGUCCUGCAGAACUACCACGACGUGUUUGACCAGAAGAGGAAGGAGUUCGUCAUCGGAGAGCUGAUCUGGAACUUUGCCGACUUCAUGACGGCUCAAACCAUCGCUCGGUGGUCGGGAAUAAGAAAGGAGUCUUCACUCGGCAGCGGCAGCCCAAAGCCGGAGCGUUUCUCCUGCGGGAGCGAUACUGGAGGAUCGCCAAUGAGACAGGUGUGCUGCCCACCUGGGCCAGGUAUCCCUGCCAGUGAGCGGAUUAACUGCUUCCUGUGUACGCUGGAAAACAGGAAGAGCAGUGGAAAUGGCGUGCCUUAUACUUCCUACACUAUGACAAUCACACAGAUCCUUCUGCUCAUAUAUGAUCACAUCUGCUCUAAUGCUGUGAUUGUGUGAUGAAUCCAUGUGAUCUUUGUAAAGACUCUCAACUUUAAUUGCAAAUGUUCAUGUUACUGAAACACAGCAACACCUUUAAACUGGAAUUUUUUUAUUAAUUUUUUUUAUUAAACUGGAACAGGAAGUGCCUUGUGCAGGCGUUCAGCCUCUGGGAAUGAUAUUGAACGAGUUGUCUGUGUGCGAGUGACCAGUGUUGUGUUGAUUUGUAUGACAGUAGCUUCAAAACCUUUGCGAAUCGUUUGUUUCGAACCAGUGAUUCAGAGUGUGUAUCAAACUACCAAAGUCAUGUGAUUUCAAUAAACAAGGUUACGAAACAUUUACAAAUUUCAGUGGUUCACCACUAGGAUGAUCUCUCUUAACCAUAGACUGAACCCACAAACCAGUGUCUAUAUAUGGUUUUUAGGAAGUUUUUAUAAAUUUGAUGACAUUUUUAAUGACACAUUUGUAAAUUAAAAAGGAAGAGUUUGAGUUAUUGGCCUGAUUAACCAAGCUCUCCAUCAAACAAACCCUACGAUUUAAUAAAAUAACACAUAUUUUACAGAUAAAUAAAAGAAAAACAAAUGAAACAUUUGCAGUUGGUUUGUUAAAGGCGUUUUUGUUGCAUUUACACUGUUUUGAUCAGCUGGGGUCACCAGUGAGUGGCGUUUCGCUUGAUUCGAAACAGUCAAUUAUUUUGCGAAGUGAUUCAAAGUUUCGCUAGUUAAAUGUUCAAUGAUCGUGUCAGCUUACAUGAGCGCUUGUUUCUGCUUCUUCUUUACCUGUGUUUUGAUCCAGAGAUUCUGUACUCUUUCAGAAGAUGUGUAAUAGCGCCCCCUAACGUAUAACACUGAAAACAUGGAUUGCCGGAAAAUUCUGUCAAUGGCGGGGAAAGAGUUAAUUACUUUAUAAUGAGGAAUUCAAUGAAUCCUUUGUUUUGUGGACAUUCCACACCUUUCCAGCAAUGUCAUCAAAAUAAACAACAUUCCACAAGAAA